This is a messenger RNA of Paramecium octaurelia, 590 nucleotides long. The record is from the annotation of a GenBank genome assembly. NCBI's taxonomy places the organism in Eukaryota, Ciliophora, Oligohymenophorea, Peniculida, Parameciidae.
AUGUAGGAUACUUGGUUAACAAAACAAGUAACAAAAUAUAUCGUUAUUAAUGAAAUACUGAGUUGUGAAGCAUUUGGUUGUUUAUAUAAGGGUUUCUACAAAGAGGAUGAAACCAAGCUAAUCGCUGUAAAGCUUGUCAAAAUAGCCGUAACUUUAUCAUAAGCAAGACCCUCUAGAUGUUUGGGGAAAAUCCAAAGCUUCUUGAAUUGUUUAAAUAAGAAAUUGCAAUACUUUAAAAAAUCAAUCAUCCAAAUAUUAUAAGAAUACUUGAUAUCAUUCGUACCAAUAAUUAUGUGUACAUAAUCCUUGAAUAUUGUGCAGACGGCAACCUCAAAAAAUACAUCGCGAAAAAGAAAGAAAAUAGACUUAGUGAAGUGAAACUUUAAUUUAUGAUAGGUUGAAGCAAUACUCUUUAUAAAUCAUAUUGUUGAAGGCUUUAAAAUUUUGUAUUAGAAUAAAAUAAUUCAUCGUAAUAUUAAGCCAGGCAACAUAUUGUUACAUUAGGGGAUAGCCAAGGUUACUGAUUUUAGCGUAGCUUGUGUGAUAGAUUCGGAUAUGAAUGGUUUUCAAUUUCUUAUUUUAUUUCCUUA